Gasterosteus aculeatus aculeatus (three-spined stickleback) is the source of this 1386-nucleotide messenger RNA. It is a transcript of the gene arl5a, whose product is annotated as ADP-ribosylation factor-like 5A. Gene Ontology annotation, molecular function: GTPase activity; GTP binding. The record is from RefSeq and is a predicted model, not a curated record. NCBI's taxonomy places the organism in Eukaryota, Metazoa, Chordata, Actinopteri, Perciformes, Gasterosteidae.
UGCGCAGGGUUGACAGCGAACCAGCGCAGCGUUCUUCACAACAGCCAGCUGAUGACAGCCAGCUAGCCAGCUAGCCGCAGCGCGACGCCGUCUUUGCGGUCCUGUUUCCGGCUACACACUCACCGUCACACUCCAGCUGAAGUCCUGCGGGAGCGACGUUACUGAGAUUAGUCCACACGAGGAUGGCGGUGGUACUUAGAGGCCUCGGCAGCUCUUCGUCUGUGUAGUUAGCUAGCUGGAGUUGAUAGCGGUGAAUAGCAUCAACGCUAGCUGGCUAAGUUGCGGCGGUUCGGUACGAGCUGCCACCGGAAACCAGUCGUCAGCCAUGGGAAUACUAUUCACGAAGCUGUGGCGGCUGUUUAACCACCAAGAGCACAAAGUUAUUAUCGUGGGCCUGGACAACGCCGGCAAGACCACAAUCCUCUACCAGUUCUCAAUGAACGAGGUGGUGCACACCUCGCCCACCAUCGGGAGCAACGUGGAGGAGAUCGUGGUCAACCACACCCACUUCCUGAUGUGGGACAUCGGGGGCCAGGAGUCUCUGCGGUCCUCGUGGAACACGUACUACACCAACACGGAGUUUGUCAUCGUGGUGGUCGACAGCACCGACCGAGAGAGGAUCUCCGUCACCAAGGAGGAGCUGUGCAGGAUGCUGGCUCACGAGGACCUAAAACGGGCCGGGCUGCUGAUCUUCGCUAACAAGCAGGACGUGAAGGGCUGCAUGUCCGUGGCCGAGAUCUCCCAGAGCCUCCAGCUGACCUCCGUCAAGGACCACCAGUGGCACAUCCAGGCCUGCUGCGCCCUCACUGGGGAGGGGCUGUGCCAGGGCCUCGAGUGGAUGAUGUCCCGGCUGCGGGUGAGAUGAUGACCCCUUUGACCUCGCUCCUUGUGUCCGCCGCCCUCGGGGCUGGAUGGGAAGACGAGCUCCGGUCCGACGGGCCCCUCCUCCUCCUCCUCCUCCUCCUCCAACGCGGGACGCCGCUCUUCUCCUGUGAUCAUUUCUUCUACAAAAAGGACGUCUUGAACGGAGAGCAGGAGACAAACAAAAAAGAAAACACAACUUUUGUUGCCGGUGGCGUCUGAACAACGAGACACUUGAAUUAUUUAAACUGAAAUCUGUGCACGUUUUCCUUUUUCAGCAAACAGGUGGACUGUGUGUGACUUUAGCCCACGUGGCCUUGCAGUAUUGCCAGACAGGCUGUGGCACUUUUUAUUGCCCCCCCCCCCCCCCCCCCCCAGGGAGUGCCAGGCAGAAUUCUACUUUUUACGGGGUGCCUAAUGCAGAAUGUUGGCGUGAUGGCGGUGAAAGGGGGGCUGAAAACAUGCAGAAAAAAGGACUUCUUCUCUUCAGAGGAAUAAAGUGUGUUUCUGCUUCAGGGGAGCUGA